Cyclopterus lumpus (lumpfish) is the source of this 2891-nucleotide messenger RNA. RefSeq names its product TNF receptor-associated factor 6 (gene traf6). NCBI's taxonomy places the organism in Eukaryota, Metazoa, Chordata, Actinopteri, Perciformes, Cyclopteridae. Bases 276 to 2024 code for a protein of 582 amino acids. Gene Ontology annotation, cellular component: plasma membrane signaling receptor complex. The record is from RefSeq and is a predicted model, not a curated record. Gene Ontology annotation, molecular function: ubiquitin protein ligase activity; zinc ion binding; tumor necrosis factor receptor binding. Gene Ontology annotation, biological process: protein K63-linked ubiquitination; regulation of apoptotic process; regulation of canonical NF-kappaB signal transduction. The transcript has 8 exons.
CCUCCGACCAGAGGGGGGCGCUGACACCCCCACAACAACGUCAGAAAACUACAGGAUGCCGUUGAUGACGUGUGGAAAAGAAGAAAAAAAACAGGAAAUACUGUAGAAAACUGUAAAAAAAAAAAAAAAAAAAAGUUCCAGACGUUUUUUUUCAAGGCUAAAAAGGUGAGGAGGUGUUUACGGACGGAUACUAUCUCCUACCUGCAGCGGUAGUCCGCGCUUUGAACGCCCGGUGUUGCCGAGGAGGAUGCGUCUUUGCCUACCCCGAUGUUCCGAUGGCUUCCUUUGAAGGCAACAAGGGGAGUCUGCAGGAGGACAGCUAUGAGGGAGCCGUCGGCGGAGAGCUGUCCGGCUGCGCGUUGGCGAUGCUGGAAAAGGAACGGGAAUCCCUCCUCAGCCCGGCGGAGAGCCCCGGUGCCGCCUUCAACAGCAGCGGCGGCGGCGGUGGUAGCGGUUCCUCCACCGGCCUUCAGGCCGCUGUCCCCCUCCAGGGCUACGAUGUGGAGUUCGAUCCCCCGCUGGAGAGAAAAUACGAGUGCCCCAUCUGCCUCAUGGCUCUGAGGAACGCCAUCCAAACGCCCUGCGGUCACCGCUUCUGCAAGAACUGCAUCGAGAAGUCUAUUCGUGACGCAGGGCAGAGGUGUCCCGUGGACAACGUGCCGCUGUUGGAAGACCAGCUGUUCCCGGACAACUUUGCCAAACGGGAGAUUCUGUCGCUGACCGUUUGCUGUCCGAACUCCGACUGCGAUGAGAAAAUGGAGCUCCGGCAAUUGGAGAAUCAUCUGGCCCGCUGUGAGUUCGCCACGGUGCCGUGCUCCCAGUGCCAGCAGUCGGUGAGACAGAGCCAUCUCGAGGAGCACAAAACCGUGGAGUGCCAAAGGAGAUCCAUGACCUGUCCGGAUUGCGUGGCGCACUUCUACUACGAGGAGAGGGAGCUCCACGAGCAGCAGUGUCCCUUCGCCAGCGUGACGUGCCAGUACUGCGAGAUGGAUCUCAUCAGAGACCAGAUCGAAUCUCAUUGUGACACAGACUGUCCGAAAGCGCCCGUCGCCUGCAACUUCAGCGCCUUCGGGUGUAAGGAAAGGAUGCAGCGCCACGACCUGGCUGAGCACAUGCAGGAGUUCACGCAGAUGCACAUGCGCUCCAUGGCCGAGUUCCUGCGCGGCCUCAGCCUCAACGGCACCGCGCCCAAGUCCCUGUGGACGCCGGGGCCGUCCGUUUCUCCCGAGGAUCAGGGGGCGGGGGUGGCCUGCGGCGGCCCCAAAGGAGCCGCGAGCAUCGGCGGCGGCGGCGGCGGCGGCGGCGGCUGUGCGCCAAGUCAGCCGACUAAGGAGCUCCAGAGGCUCAGGGAGAUGGACGGGCGGCUGGUGAAGCAGGAUCACCAGCUGCGUGAGCUCAUCAUCUUAAAGGAAACGCAGGCCGGCCAGCUGGCGGAGCUCAGGCGCCGGGUGUCGACGCUGGAGGAGACCGUGAAGGACCUGGAGUCCCAGCAGUGCCAGGGCGUCUUCGUCUGGCGCCUCCGGGGUUUCUCCGCCCACCUGCACAACCAGGAAGCGGGCCUGCCGGUGGUGGAGCACAGCCCCGGCUUCUACACGGGCCGCCCGGGCUACAAGCUGUGCCUGCGCCUGCACCUGCAGACGCCCAACGCGCCGCGCUGCUCCAACUUCAUCUCCCUCUUCGUCCACACCAUGCAGGGCGCCUUCGACGGGCAGCUGAGCUGGCCGUUCCAGGGCACCAUCCGCCUCGCCAUCCUGGACCAGGGCCCCGAGGCGCAGCACCACGUCGAGGCCAUGGAGACCAAACCCGACCUGCAGGCCUUCCAGAAGCCCGUCAUCCAGCGCAACCCCAAGGGGUUCGGCUACGUCACCUUCCUGCACCUGCAGCAGCUGAGCCAGAGGGCCUUCGUGAAGGACGACACGCUGCUCAUCCGCUGCGAGGUGACGCCGCGCUUCGACAGCGCGUUUCACCGCGACGGGAUGACGGUGCAGCCCAGAGGGCCCGAAUCCUCGGUAUCGAGGGACUAAAGUCAAACUCGUAUCUAUGGCAGCAGCAUCAUCAUCAUCAUCAUCAUCUUGAAGAGAGGCUUGAAUGCAUGGACACCAGGAGGAGAGAAAUGUAUGUUCACACACACACAUUUAAAAAAAAAUGUGGACACUGCAAGUAUCAUAGUAUUUAUUUACUUUUUUUUUUUAAUGGGAUUUCUUUUUUUUUUUUUUUUUAUAAAUGUAAACGGAACAAUCAUUUUUAAUGUAUCUGAAAUGUACGUAGUCGCCCACAUGGUACCAACAGCAGUUAUGUUUCAUCGUGUGUGUGUGUGUGUGUGUGUGUGUGUGUGUGUGUGUGUGUGUGUGUGUGUGUGUGUGUGUGUGUGUGUGUGUGUGUGUGUGUGUGUGUGUGUGUGUGUGUGUGUGUCUGCACAAAUUACUCAAAUCUUAGUCGAACAAAAAAAAUCUUAUUUUUAAUGGAAACCUGAGGAUCUUUUUCUCUUUUUUUUUUUUUCCGUGAUUUUUAAUAUUUCUUCGAGGGGGACGCAAGACGCCGAGAAGUAACGCGUCACGUCGGAUCAUUACGAUCGGAAGGAGAGCUCCACAUGGCGUCUCUUGGGGGGUUCAUGGUCUCACACUGGAGAUGUUCAGAGGGUGAAGAACAACGACUACUAGUUUGGUGUAGAUAUGAGUAUUUGGAAACCGUGCGAAAUAUACAAAAAAAAUUUAAAAAAGAGUCUCCACAUCGCAAAUGUAUUAUUCUGUUGCGCCUCGACGAUGCAUACCGUGUACUCUGAUGAUAAACUUUUAACUGUUUUUAUGUUAAGAAAUAAUAAAUAAAUAAUCCACAGGCAACUUUUAAGCAUUUUAAGGAAGAGCUUAAACAUGUUCCUGUGUUGCAAAUUC